AUGGAUACUGACAUAGAAGAGCUAGAUUUAGAAUCCGGUGGGGAUGGUUGCUAUAGAAACGGAGACGCCUUGUUUGGGAUUCUGGCAGAACUGAGACAGGCGGGCAAAUUCUGCGAUGCGGUUAUAAAGGUAAAAAACCAGUCUUACCCUAUACACCGGAACAUCAUGUCGGCCUGCAGUCCGUACUUCAAGUCCUUGUUUACCAGCCACGCUUUCAGCACACAAAAGAAAGAAAUUACAAUACCCGGAUUACCCGCCGAGGUCGUCCGACUUUUGAUUGACUUCGCCUACACGAGGACGGCUCGGCUUACACCGGAAAACAUCGAGCUGUUGCUUCCAGUCGCCGAUCAGUACCACGUCACGGGGCUUCUCAAGUUGUGCUGCGAAUAUCUGCACAGAAACCUCUCUCACGAAAACUGCAUUGGGAUACUGCAGUUUGCCCAGGCUCACAACUGCAGAGGCUUGGAAAAGUCGGCAAUCAGAUACACACUGAAAAACUUUGGCAGCGUCUACAGCUCCAGCAACGAGUACCUGCAGCUGUCUCUGGACAUGGUGUGCAGCCUUCUCUCCUCGGACCAGCUGAACGUCAGCUGUGAGGAGUACGUCUUUGACGCCAUCUGUCGCUGGGUAGACUACAACCCUCAGAGGAAAAUCCACAUGAAGCGUCUCUUGACAACAGUCAGGUUGGGUCUGCUUCCUGUUCCGGUUUUUGAAGGAAAGGUCAAAAGUCAUCGACUGAUCAAAAACAACAACGAAGUGAAGCAGCUAAUAAGCGACACGGAAGCUUUCUUGGCGGAGCUGGACAAGUCGGAGGAGCCGGACUUUGACAUGUCACUUCCGUUCGCACGGCCGCGAGUGCCCCAUGAGAUCUUGUUUGUCAUUGGUGGAUGGAGCGGCGGUCGUCCAAUCAAAAUGGUGGAAACAUACGAUACACGCGCUGACAGAUGGGUGGUUUGUAAGGCUGAGGAUAGUACGCCCAGAGCUUACCACGGUGUGGUGGCCAUCGAUUGUCUCAUCUACGUCAUUGGCGGGUUUGAUGCUACUGAGUGCUUUAACAGUUGCCGCGUCUUUGACGCCAGGACCAAAAUCUGGUCGGAGAUUGCGCCUAUGAACAUCAAGAGGUCUUACGUCAGCGUCGCCCUCCUAGACGGGUUGAUCUACGCCAUGGGUGGGUUUGAGGGACCCCCAAGGACCCCGAGCGGGGUCAUCUCCUCACCGCGGCUUCGUUCGGUGGAAAGGUUCAACCCCAAAGCCAACCAGUGGACCCUGAUCGCCAACAUGAGAGAGCGGCGGAGCGAUGCCAGCGCCACCACCUUCCAAGGCGAGGUUUACAUCUGUGGAGGUUUCAACGGCUCGGAGUGCCUCUGCUCUGCAGAAGUGUACAAUCCACACACUGACCAGUGGACGCUGAUACCGCCCAUGUCCAGUCGCCGCAGCGGCGUCGGUGUCAUCACGUACAAUGGCGCUAUCUACGCGGUUGGUGGCUUUGAUGGAGUGACGCGCACCAACACGGCCGAGAAGUACUCACCCUCAGACCGGACGUGGACUAACAUUCCUGACAUGUACAACACCAGGAGUAACUUCGGUAUUGAGGUAAUCGACGAAAUGUUGUUUGUCAUUGGCGGCUUCAAUGGGGAGACAACCAUUUACAACGUGGAGUGUUACGACACGCAGUCCAACGAGUGGUACAACGCCACCGACAUGAACCUCUACAAAAGCGCCCUCAGUGCCUGCGUGGUCCGGGAUCUCCCUGACGUCAGGGACUAUGUCUACAAGAAGGCAGAACUGCCCCGGAAGCUCCCGCUGCAGCAGGUACCCACACAGCAGACGGACUCCCAGGCAGCAGCUUCUGUUUCCGUUAUAGGGGCCACAACUGCAAGCGUUGGCAGCAACACCCAGGGAAUGCCAUUGUCGAACUUAAGUGCAUCUACAUUGCCAGUCUCCUUGCCAUCAGUUCCUUCUCCAUUUUCAUCUUAA
Molecule: messenger RNA, 1977 nt
Organism: Candidula unifasciata
Lineage: Eukaryota; Metazoa; Mollusca; Gastropoda; Stylommatophora; Geomitridae
Source: the annotation of a GenBank genome assembly